Messenger RNA from Mercenaria mercenaria, 13415 nucleotides. RefSeq names its product mitoferrin-2-like. The record is from RefSeq and is a predicted model, not a curated record. Gene Ontology annotation, biological process: iron import into the mitochondrion. The transcript is spliced from 4 exons. Lineage: Eukaryota; Metazoa; Mollusca; Bivalvia; Venerida; Veneridae. Gene Ontology annotation, molecular function: ferrous iron transmembrane transporter activity. Gene Ontology annotation, cellular component: mitochondrial membrane. Bases 187 to 1137 code for a protein of 316 amino acids.
AACCGGAAAUGUUGAACGUCACAGCAAUCAUGGCGGAUAAUGGUGAAUUUUUAGGACACGGCUGGUAGCAUUUGACAAACUGGGGCGUAUUUUUGCACUUAUCUUGAAUGACAGCGGUUUGAAUCUAUAGACAGAAGCAAUUCUGGUUGAUUUAAAUCAGAUUUUGAGAUUUUGUUUUAUUCGAAAAUGAACGAAGAAGAUGAUUUGUACGAAAGUUUGCCACCAUCGUCAACGAUCACCACGCACAUGUGCGCUGGUGCACUGGCCGGAGUUGGGGAACAUUGUGUCAUGUACCCAUUUGAUUGCGUGAAGACACGAAUGCAAAGCCUGGUACCAGAUCCAAGAGCCAACUAUCGGGGUGUUGCUGAUGCCCUUAUAACCAUAUUUCGACAUGAAGGUAUCGGAAACACGGUGCGAGGAAUUGGUGCUGUGGUGGGCGGGGCAGGACCAGCACAUGCUUUGUAUUUUGCCUGCUACGAACAUUUAAAAAAGAAAUUUAGUAGUGGUGAACAAGGAAACCAUAUUGCUCAUGGUGCAGCUGGUUGUGUAGCAACAGUAUUACAUGAUUUAUUCAUGAAUCCAGCUGAUGUGAUAAAGCAACGUAUGCAAAUGUAUGGUAGCCCGUAUCGGACUUGUAAAGAAUGUGGUAUAUCCAUACUAAAGACAGAAGGACCUAUUGCUUUUUAUAGGAGCUUCACUACACAACUUAGCAUGAACGUUCCUUUCCAAGCUGUUCAUUUUAUGACUUACGAGGUUACUCAAGACUUUCUUAACCCAACACGUCAGUAUGAUCCAUUGACGCAUGGGAUUUCUGGCGGGGUUGCAGGUGCAAGUGCUGCCAUUGUAACAAUGCCAUUAGACGUUUGUAAAACUUUACUCAACACACAAGAGCACUGUUCAAGAACUAACAGUAUAUCUUACGUGAACGGUAUGCGGGCAGCAUUCCAGACUGUUUAUGAAUUCCAAGGGAUUCGUGGAUACUUUCGAGGCAUCACUGCACGUGUUUUCUUCCAAAUGCCGGCAACAGCUAUCUCAUGGUCAAUUUACGAGUUUUUUAAAGCUUUUUUACAUAGAGAGGAAGAUGAUAGUUCGCGUUACCUCAAAGUGUCCUCUUUACAGGCGUCGUCAUCAAAGUAGAAAAUUAAGCACAUAAUAUCAAAGUCAUUCUGAAUAAUUCCAAAGGCAUUAAAGUGUUAUAUAGUGUUAUAUCUAUGAAGUUGCCAAUCAAAAAAGCUUUGUAGCAAAUACUGAAAUAUAAAAGAAAUGGCCAGGUAAUAAGAAAAUCACAUAUUUUGGAGAGAAGAAGGAUCAGUAAUUGUUUAGUCCUUGUUAAAAGCUAUGGAUAUUUUUUUCAAUGGUAAUAGAAAUAGCAGAUAUAAGUAUUAUCUUAAACUAAAGGAGAUGAUUUUAUUAAAGCAACACUUCAUAGUUGCCCUGAUAUUUUGUUUCGUAAAGUAUGACAUUAACCAAGUAAUUUAUCAUCUACUGUAGUAAGUUGAAAUUUUAGGGAAAUAGGUCUGUUAAUUGCUAAACAACAGGAACAAUUCCUGGGUAUCAAUAGGUUUGUUGAUCAUGCUCAGUUACAAUGCAAAUGUGAAGAAAAGAAAAAAGCAGCUACACCUCUAUUUUGUAUGUUUACCUGACACAUGUAAACUCUCAACACUGGGUAUUUCUAUUCAUUUUGUUUGGACACGCUAAAAUAGCAAUUCGAUCCUUUAUAUCAUUUUUACUCGUUUUAAACAAAAUAAAAUGCCUCGACAUAUUUCCAGCAAGCGCAUGAUUGCAUCUUUUACUAUGGAUUACUACUUUAUGGUAAUUUAUUUAAACUAUGAAGUGUUACUUUAAAUGAAUAUACUGAAAAAAAGAAUUUGAUGUUUAAACGGUUGUUUACAUAAAAAAAGGCAUAUACAAUGUGCACUGGAGCAAGUGAAAAUUUUCUUAAGUUGUUUGUCGGCCAGAAGACUGCUACAAGCAAUGCCAUAGAUCUGUGUCCUCCGUAUGCAUGAAUGUGUGAAAUCCGUGUCAGUAGAGGACUGCUGCAUGGUCUAUUUAUAGCUCAAAUGUUGUUUGUAAUGUCUGAAAGUGUGCUUGAAUGCUUUCAAGUUUUGAUAGUAAUGAAAAUGCAAAUUUCUGUGAUAAAUAUGCUUUGUUACGAAAGAGAAAUACAAGGCCGGUAUAUUGUUGUCAUUGCCUCCCGAAGUCCUUAUUUUAUCGUCCAGACAUGACUUGUUGUUAAUGGUGAUUCCUUUGAAACAUGAUUUUAAAAGGCGUUACAAGAUAGAGGGUGCAGAAUUCUGUUUGAGCAUCAUACGGGAAAAGGAAACAGAUACUUAAAAAUGGAUACCAAAUUGUUACGAAAAGGAUGUAAAAUAAGAGAAAAUUUAAAAAAUCUACAAAGUAUUAAGUGAAAUGAAAAAGUGUGCAUGUGUGUUUUAGCCCCUUGGAGCCAAGCUUAAGAGGAAAUUCAAGUGAAAAUGUGGAUAAAGUGUGAAAUGUGUUUGUGUUAAAGUUAUGUCCCUUGUUUUUUCCUGUGUUCAAGGUUUUAUUUGUGUAAAUCAUUUUACAUGGUUUACAAACUUGAUUUUUUAUUAUUGAAAUAUAUAUAUAUAUCUGCCGUUAUGUCAGAUAGAAGACUUCUACAUUGCGGUAACAUAUAAAUGUUGAAUUCAUAUUAUCGUUGAUCAUGUUUGUAAGCAGAUGUAGUGAUCAUAAAUGUGCCGCACCAUGAGAAAACCAACAUAAUGCGUUUGCGACCAGCUUGGAUCCAGACCAGCCUGCGCAUUCACACAGUCUGGUCAGGAUCUAUGCUGUUCACUUUCAAAGCCUAUUGCAAUUAGAGAAACCGUUAGCGAACAGCAUGGAUCCUGGAUGCGCAUGCUGGUCCGAAUCCAUGCUGGUCGCAAAAGCACUAUGUUGGUUUUCUCAUGGCACGGCUCAAAUCAUUAUCAGCUUGUUAUCAGUGCUGCUGUUUUUGAUUGGAUAGUAAUUUGUUUAACUGGAAAAUAUGUAUGAUUGUUUUUAUCAACUGAUCAAUAGCAAUAAGGAUUUUAAUGAUUGUGAAUGACAAAAAAAUUGCCUUCUGUUACAAUGAAUCUUAUUAUGGGUGGAAUGGUUGAAAAUUCGAUCGUGUGCAUGUUUUCAGUGUUUAACCUUCAGACUUGUAAUGUAAUGACCAUUCUUUUGAGAACUGAAAAGGGGUCUUUAUAUAUAGAUGAUCAUUUUGAAUAGGUUAAGACAUUCUGUAGUGUCAGAAAUAUGAAGCCAGUGGCCUUUUGUUCACAGAGGUCUUUAGCACAUAUUUUUGACUGUUUUUCUUUUAACAUAUAGCCUGUGGCGGCAAGUGAUUCUGCCUUUGCGACCCAUGCAGACCAGGAUCAGCCUGCACAUCGCUGCAGUCUAAUCUUGAUCUGCACUAUUCGCUAUUCAGUCAGUAAAUUUUCUGUGAACUUCAUUUCGAAUAACAAAUGGUACUGCCCAAAUUGGAUGAUAGACCAGUUCAUUUUAGAAAUUUAGCAGAGUAAAGGUUAGUGCCCCAAUGGGAGGCAUAUAGUAAGUGCUGUUUCCAUAAGUUUGUCUGUCUGUACAUAACCCUUCUAGAUAUAUAUUUCAGAUAGAACUUUAAAGUAAUUCAAGGGAUUUCAAUGGAACUUUACACAAGUAAAAACAUUUAUGAUAAAUGUGUAUAUGUGCCAAAGACCGGUCUGUACUUCCAAAGGUAUGGUCACAAGCAAGGGCAUUCAUGCUCCUGUCCAGAACAUUGUGUCUUAGCUGUUAACUUUUAUAAAGGGUUCAACAUGUUCAAGGGAUACAAAUAAAACUUGACUAAAAUGUUCAGUAAUGUGUAAAAGUGUCAAGGUUACAGGUUAGAGCACUAACAAUGACCCAGGGUCAGGUGUGAUAUUUAGGUGGCAUUUGUAUUAAGCAAACAUUUGUUACAUUAUGCACAAUUUCCAUCACUAAAUAAUGUUCCAUACUUGGCAGGCAGAAAUAGGGAAAUUUGUGCAGAAAUUCUGACACCAGGUAUUGAUUUUUGCUGCUGUUUGGCAGACUACACAUUUACACAAUUACUUCCAUGUGAACUUUAUACUUUUAUUGAUAGGAGAGGGUAAUCACUGCUCAGAAGAACAUAAUUUUAUGUUGUGCACAACAGGUCUUGAAAUCAUUACUUUAAAUCAAGAUUUACAUAACAAACGAAAGGGUGAAAAAGGGAGAUUUCAGUUAAAAAGUGUGUUUUUUUUUAUGAUAUAAUGAACAUUUCUCAUAAUGACACUGUAACACUUACAGUGAGAAUAAGAAAUAUCAAUAUUAACAUAUGGCAGUCAAGAUAAGGUUGGACAUGGUGCUAAAGCAGCAAGCUUUCGGAUUAAUGAAUUGAGGAUGUUUCCAGUCAAAAGGAAAUACUUAAGUAUUUAAUAUGAGUUCAUUUACCCAGUAGCUUACGUUCCCAAAUUCUUCAUUAUAUUACAUCUACUUGUCAAAUGACUAAUGUCAAUAAUUUUAGAUAACUGCAGUGAAGGUCAUUCAGUAUUUCCCAUGAUCUAGAACAUUAUUGUCAGUAUAAAGCACACACACAAAAAUCAAUUGCCUAUAUUUGCGUGGUACUUGCUGUGUUAGAUUCAAUGCUAUUUUUAGCAGGGGACAUUCUCACUGGCAUCGUGUGUGCAGCCUGACAGUUGGCAUAUUUUUGUUCAAAACAGUUUAAUUGUAAUUUAACUUUAUUCACUGGUUACUAUAUUUAUAUAUAUAUACACAACUUAGCUAAAUAAAAUACUGCGAGAGAUGUGUUCCUGAAAAACUUGACCCUUACCAUGCUGGACACGACUGAUUCUGCCUUUGCAACCAGUGUAGAUCAUGAUCAGCCUGCACAUCCAUGCAGUCUGAUUAUGAUCUGCACUGUUUACCAUUCAGUCAGUAUUUUUUUUGUUAAGCACCCUUUUUAACAGUUAAUGGUACUGUCCAGAUUGAACGAUGGACAGGUUCAUUAUAGAAAUGUUGCAGGGUAUGGGGUUGACUAUAUAAUUUGUCAAGAGUUGUGUCACAAGGGCCUUGCUACAGUCCAGAGAUGCAGGAUUUACAAUUGUUAUGAAACAAAUUUGUUACUCUCAGGGAGAUUAUGUGUAAGUUAAGUAACAUGUAGUUGAAAAAUCGCCAAAGUAUAAAUUGCUUUAAAAUAAACAUGAAAUGUAAUUACAUAGCAACUAAUUACAGGUACAUCUUUAAUUACCUCAGGUCUGAUUGUAUCUUACAAGGUCAAAUUACCACUAUUGUAAAACUACUGGUCUUGACUACCUGCUUCAACUUUAAGAACCACCACAACCUAGUGACCUACUUUUUCCUCUCACAUGAACUUCAUGCAAAUCAUUCUGAUAAUACUGGUACAUUAUAUAUAAUACUGCUGUUCUACAAGAUGACAGGUGGACAAUCUAGGCCCUCCCUGAAGUAUUAUUUUAAUGUGUUUUUACAACUUCAUCUGCAAAAAUAUUAAGUCAAUCUCUUUUCAGUAUAGUCUUAAAAACAUAGAUUGAUAAGUAUCUUAUACUGUAAAACAAAGUGUAGUCUAAACUCGCCUUAAAAGUAAUACAUCAAGUACUGUGCACACUACUACAUCAGUUCAAUAAUAUAUUUAGACAUUAAACACAUUGUCUUGGCAAUAUAUAUGUAUCUGUCAGUUUGUAACUAGAUACUUGUUAUUUCUCAAUUUUUUCAUGCAAAUUAUGUAUAAUUACCAUGAUGGAAAUUAUUUAUAAUUACCAUGAUGGAAAUACAAAAGAAUACAGUUAUUUUGUGGCGUGUCUUUAAACAUAGAGUGGAACUGAUGUAUCUUCUUCAAUGCAAUACUGUAUUUGUUUUAACUUCUGGGCAGAUAAGACCUGCAUGUAGUGAAAACACAAAGUGGAAGGCAAAUAAAUUAGGUUGAUAACUCGAGAUGUAGCCUGUUCUGAAAGGUCAUCAUGAUAUCUAACAAUUUGUAUGCAAAGACCUGUAAUAGGUGUAUUUUAAAUUCUAUUUUGGGGAAAAAAGUUGCCUUUCAUACUCCAUGACUGUAUUGUGGGUAACAAUUUCAGAACUCAAGUGUUUGCGUCAACAGUUGGAUUUUCUAUUUGUUUUUGGCUCUUUUGAAGCACGUAUAUAAAUAACAGAAUUUAUUUUUAGGUAAAAGAAAGGUUUAGAUGUCUAUGUAUGCCUGUGUAUGGGUAGGAAGUCCCUAUAUGUAAUUAGCAUCUGUUAAAAAAGACAUACUAAAAGUAUGAUUGUACAUUACUAAAUAUAGAUGUACACAGUUCGUAAAUGAAGUUCUUAAAUGUAGGUUUUACAAGUAUUUUGAAUACGAUUAUGUACCGGAUAUUUAAAUUUGGUUGAUAUUUCAGUGUUCUAAAAUUUAACACCACAAAUACAUAAUGUAAAUGUGUUGUAAAAUUAUGCAGCAUGUAUAUAACCUCAUCCUUAUAGUCAUUCUUUUUAGGAACAAAACACUUAAAGGUUCCAGUUCUAAUGCAUAUUAGAUGAAUUUUCAUUACUGUUUUAUAAAUUAAGUCAUGGGGAUAUUGAAUGACCCUUGCUUCGUACUGUGAAUUCAUGUAGUUGGCAUAAAAUCUCAUGUUUUUGUCGAAACAGGUUUUUUUGUGGGAACAUGAUUUCUUGAAUAUUUCUUUAUAGGCAUAACAUAAAAUGUAAUUUUAUUAACCUUAUCAUGCUUGACAUGAUUGAUUCUGCCUUUGCGACCAGUUUAUAUUAUGAUAAGCCUACACAUCUGUGCAGUCUGAUCAAGAUCUGCACUGUUCGCCAUUCAGUCAGUAUCUUUUUAGGAAGCACCCCUUUUAUCAGUUAAUGGUACUGCCCAAAUUGAAAGAUGGACAAGUUCAUUGUAGAAACUUAGCAGGGUAAGGAUCUUGAUUUUAUGUUGUGUUACAUAUUUGAACUACAUGAAAAUUAGUCUCCCACAAAUAAAGUAUUUAGUAAUUACUAAAUGGUGAUAAUAAUAAUUUAGCUAUUUGUUAAGCUAUCAACUUUGAUGUUUGAUUUUUGUGAGAACUGAUAAAAGUCAGUAAGGUCAGUUUACUCUAAUCCUGCCUGAAUAUUAUCUCUGUAAUGUUGUUAGGUAAUCAUCAUCAAAUCUCGACAUAACCUGCCUUGACUUGUGCGCACAUUUGUUUUUGUUAGCGAGUUUUGAUGGUGCAUUAUUCCUCUACUUGUCUGACACUUCAUUUGUAUCCCUUUACAUGACUGAAUUUCAAAAUAAAAAAGAAUAGUAUCAAUACAGCUGAACUGCAUUUUUGAUGAGGCUGUAUUCAGUGAUCAUAGUUAAAAGGUGUGGUUCAUAGUUUUUAUUUGAUUAUGGACAACAAAAGUUGAGUUUGAAGUAUAUGAAGAGGCCUUUGUUUUGAUGGGUUUAACGUCCCACUGACACAGUUGUAGGUCAUAUGGUGACUUUGCAACUUUUAUGAUGGAGGAAGACCCCAGGCUCCCUUUUGUGCAUUAUUUCAUCACGAGCGGGCACCUGGGUAGAACAACCGAUGGUCUGUAAGCCAGUUGGAUGGUUUCUUCACAUGAAGAAUUCAAUGCCACAAGUGAGGCUCAAACCCAGUGGUGAGGGGCAAGUGAUUUGAAGUCAGCGACCUUAACCCCUUGGCCGCUACUUACCCAUACACGUUAUAAGGGGCCUCCCUGGCUGUGUGGUUAUGGUUGCCAGCUUUGAAUAACUUGCCACUCACCACUGUUGAUUUGAAACCACAUUUGCUACACCACAUUUGGUGUGUAGAUCUCUUUCAUAUAAGUGAGCCAUCCAGGGUGCUUACGGAAGGUCUGUGAUUCUGCCAAGGUGCCUGUCUGUGAUGAAGUAAUGCCAGGAGGUGCACCUUGGGUUUCCCACCCCCAUCAAAAGCUGGAAAAUUGCCAUAUAACCUACAGUUGUAUGGAUGUGCUGUUAAACCCUACAAAAAAAAAACACACACACACAAAAAAACUCAGUAGGUUGCGUACCUUUGAACAAAUUAAAAAUUGAGCAUCUUCAUUUUUUAUAAACAGGAAAAGAAAUCUAUGAGAAACAUGUUAUCAGAUAAAAGGGCUUUACACUUAGCAUCAAUUCUUUUUACUUCUUGUGCCUAUGGAUUGUUUCUGUGUUUUGUUUGAAUUGUGUUAUUUUGUAAUAUUUGUAAAGAGAUUGAGAUUUCAUAUAUGUAUGUGCUUUAACCUACUGGCAGCAAGUGAUUCUGCCUUUGCGGCCAGUGCAGACCAAGAUCUGCAUCUGCAAGAUGGUCUGCACUGUUUGCUAUUCAGUCAGUAAAUUUUCAGUGAACACCCCUUCGAAUAAUAAAUGGUUUUGCCCAAAUUGAAUGAUGGACAAGUUCAUAAUAGAAAUUUAGCUGGCUAAGGGUUAAUGUCUAAAAUUUAGACUUUGACUUAAGAGAUAUUUAAAGUGCCAUAACUUUCCCAUUAAUUGGUUUGUAAUGAUGGAAUUUUUCUUAGCUAUUUAUCUUUGCAGAAAGCGCAUUCAUGCAAAGUUUCAUGACAAUUUGCACAAAAUUAAUAGUGAAGGAGUGAAAAUAAAAUUUUGCAUCGUAAAGGCUAAGUCUAAUUUUCAUUCUUAAAACUUUGAUGAAAAACUAAGUUUUUUAUUUAAUAAAUGUCUUUUUUAUCAGAUUUAGUUAUGAUGUACAGAUUUGUAGAGCCUUAUUGGCCAAGUGGUUACAGUUGCUGGGUUUGAACCAUUUACCUAGUUAAGUUUUACCCCACUUUGGAUCUAGAAUUCCAGAAGCACAAGCACUAACACAUGCUGUAUUGUGGAAGGUUGAUGGUUCAAAUCCAGGUACCCGCCGGUGCCUGAAAUAAUGCCUUGUUAGGCACCAUGGGUAUACUUACGUUAUCAAAGCUUGAAAGUCAGCAUUUGACCUAAGUUAUGUCAAUGGGACAAGAGUCUGUACAUUUAGAUGCACAUAAUGAAAUCUCAAGCUCUUUGUUUUUCUGAAACUUUACUACUUCCAGCUUUAAUUUGAAUGAUGGUGUAGGGAUUUCAUGAAUCAUUAUCAUUAGAAAAAACAUCAUUGAGGUAAAAUUGUUGCGAACAUUGUCAGUGGAAAUAAUUUGUUUAGUUUACAGAAUUAAUAAUACAUUUUGUUUAAACCUCUUUUAAAAAAACCCAGGAAAAAUGGUAUCAUUUGUUCACAUUUUUAUUUCAGUAUUUGAAUAGGCAUAGGUCCUUUUGGAAAAUUCCAUAAGAGAUUAAGAAUGUUGGUUAUAUUGAUCAAAGAGUCACAGUGGCCUAGUGGUUAAGGUUGCCGUCUUCAAAUCACUUCACCCUCUUGAGUGCUGUGGGUUUGAAACCUAGUCUGCAAUUCUUGCACAUCAGUAAAACAUCCAGCUAGCUUUCUUAAAGGACCAGUGUUUCUAACCCUGUGCCAGUCUGCACAGCUCCAUGUGAUUCUGGGACAGUUUGUGUAUGAAAAGAAUUGGAACCACUGUCUGGCCCUUGUAUAAUCGUAAGAGGCGACUUACAGGGUCUUAACGCUUUGUUUUGCUGUGUCUCUUUGAUUCCAGCAGGCAUGAAAGUUCUGGUUCCAUACCUCAUGUUUUUAUUUUGAUGUAAAUGAGAUAUGAACCAAAAUUUUUAGUCCUGCUUGGUGCCAUAUUACCUGUUCUUUGUUGGUGCACCAUAAAACCCAAAGCAACAAAUCAACUAAAAACCAAAAAAGCUGGAAAGUCACCAUGAUUGUUAUCUAAACAAAACAAACAAUAUAUUUUUGUUUUAGGUAAAGUUUAAAAUCUAUGCUCCUUGAAGUGUAAGUUCUUCACUCCAAAGGUAUGUUUGGAUAAAAAACAAAUCUCAAGACAGAUUUUAAAUCAAAAUUACAGAGUGUUUUUGUUUGUUGGGGGGAAAAAGUAAACCUAGUCUACUCUUUACAAACCAAAGUGUCACUGCCUUGUCAUCAAAAGGGAUAAAAUGAGCCGCACCAUGAGAAAACCAACAUAGUGUGUUUGCAUCUGCGCAGUCUGGUCAGGACCCAUGCUGUUCGCUAACCGUUUCUCUUAAUUGCAAUAGGCUUUGAAAGCGAACAGCAUUGAUCCUGACCAGACUGCGUGGAUGCGCAGGCUGGUCUGGAUCCAUGCUGGUCGCAAAUGCACUAUGUUUGUUUUAUCACGGCACGGCUCAAAUAUAGCAUUAUCUCAAAAUAGAACACAUACUAAAAUACUGUACAUAGCAAAUAACAAUUUAUGUAGCUGUUAAACAUCUGUUAGACCAUGAUAUUGUGUUUUAACCUGAUAAAGAUUUUGUAUGAAAGUUAUAUAUAGCUUUUCAGUUAUAUUUAUAGGUUAUUUGAUUUGUUAAAAAAAAACAUGCGCAAGUUCUGCAGCAGAAAUAUUACUUGACAUUAGGAGCGCAAUAUUAUUCCUUGAAAGAACAAGUGCAUAUUUCUUGAUGCAAACCUAAUAAUCUUAAUAUUACAUACAAAUGCUGUAAUUUUGAUUAUCAUAAAUUUGUUCUUUAGCUUGAGGAAAAUGGAAACUAUUGUUGUUAAAGAACUUUUUAACGCAAAGACAUUCAUGAAACGGAUGUUAAAAAUAACGUCAUGCACCCAGUAUGAAAAUAAUUGAGUGUGUAAUAAAUAAGUACUGUUUAUUGGGCUAUUUACCUGUCCUUUUCAUUUUGUGAUUUUACAGACAGCAGACAUAUUCAUGAUGUUAAGAGUUUGAGUUUCAUAGUUACCUGUAUUUACACUUUUAGAGAUUAUUACUGCCUAAUAUUUAACCUUUAGCCUGCAGGCAGCAAGUGAUUCUGCCUUUGCGACCAGUGCAGACCAAGGUCAGCCUGCACAUCCAUGCAGUCUGAUCAUGGUCUGAACUGUUCGCUAUUCAGUCAGUAAAUUUUCAGUAAACACCCCUUCGAAUAAUAAAUGGUGUUGCCAAAAUUGAAUGAUGGACCAGUCCAUUAUAGAAAUUUAGCAGGGUAAGGGUUAAUUGUCUUUUGAAUUUGUCUGAUGCUGUGUUUUGAAAUACCGGUAUUAGCAGAAAUAAACGGUCACUGAUAUUAUCGAAUCUACAGUAGCUAUAUAUACACUAAAUUAGAGUUCUUUAUUUUAUGAAUAUUUAAAUGUACAUGUUACUCUUUAUAUGCCUUGAAUAAUCAGGAAACUUAUGAAAAGAUAUCUGUUUUGCAAGUUGGUAUAUUGGAUGGAAAUUUUGCAGCUUUUUUUCUGAUACACUCAUUUGCCAUUUUACUAGGUAUAAAAACACAGUUGUCAAAUUGAUGCAUUCGUUUUUCUGUGGUGUCUCAUUUAUUUCCUAUGAAUCAUCAUGUAAUAGAUUAGUUUUGUUACAGUUUACAAACACAUUACUAAAAAUCUAAGGAAUGCAUACCUAGUUCAAACAUCUCCAGGCUUAUUGUGGACUCUUUCAUUUGCAUUUUUCUGUUUUGUCUGUCUGUUUUCAGGAAUGUCUCCCUCUUACAUUCGCAGCAGUUUACUUUGUAAGUAUGAAAAGGAGGUGUCAGAAUACAUUUCUUUUAUAUUACAGAGUGACUAAGAUCUGCUUCCUAUGGUUUCAUAAGUCAAGCUAAGAAUUUUUAACACCAGUCUGGUUUCAGAUUUUUAUUUUUUGUUGGAAAAAAAAAAUAAGAGAAAAUCUGUAGGUUUUCUGGAUCUGACUCAUAAGCCAGUCAUUCACAGUUAUUUCCAGUUUCUUAAACCCUGGAGAAGAUGUAGGUUAAACUGGAACAAUGUUAAGUCAGAUAAAUAACUUGUUUGUUGCUGUAGAACCAAUGUAAAACCCAUGCUAAUACACAAAACCAGUAUAUGAGCCGUGUCAUGAGAAACCAACAUAAUGGGUUUGCUACCAGCAUGGAUCCAGACCAGCCUGCGCAUCCGUGCAGUCUGGUCAGGAUCCAUACUGUUCGCUUUCAAAGCCUAUUACUAUUGAAGAAACUGUUAGCGAGCAGCAUGAAGCCUGACCAGACUGCACGGAUGCGCAGGCUGGUCUGGAUCCAUGCUGGUCGCUUUCAAAGCCUAUUACUGUUGAAGAAACUGUUAGCAAACAGCAUGGAUCCUGACCAGACUGCGCAGAUGCGCAGGCUGGUCUGGAUCCAUGCUGGUCGCAAAACCACUAUGUUGGUUUUCCCAGGGCACGGCUCAUAUGUAUUUGUAAGUCAUAUGAUCGACAUCUGUGUUAAGAAUGGCAAAAGAUACCAUAGACUUUCCCUGAUUAAUGGCCCUCAGCCCUGUCAAAAAACAGAAGUACAAAAAAAUGUACUUAUUUUUUAUUAGGUCAUAAAUGAAUACCAGCUCUAUGGAAGUGCUAUAUAUGUUAAAUUUUAUUUAUUAGAAGUUGGAUCUAUAGUCUGCAUUUAGGCCUAAAAAAAAAAAUUCUUUGUUUCCGGUAACAUGCUCAAAAAAAUUAGGGUAGGUAGGUCGGAAAUUUUUUUUUUUUUUGAAUUUUUUUUUAUUAAGGGAGACUCUUCGGAAAUUAUUUUUUUGUCAAAAAAUGAAUACAAAUAGGGGUGUUAUGCCUUUAGAGCAUCAGGAAGUUGAUUUCUAACAUCACUGACCAUGUUUUAAGCAUAAAAAGUGCAGUUUGGCAACUUUUUGUCAAAAAGUUGAAAAAAUUAUUCUCCAAGGCCAUAAAAACAUUUAGGGUCGGGCCAAAUAUUUAGGGUAGGUCGGGAUACCGGAAACAAACAAUUUUUUUUUACGCCUUACUGAAAAAAUGUAAGAACAAACCUCUGAAGAACAAAAAAAAAAAAAUAUAUAAAAAUUUUAGUGGCCUUUAUGAACCCCCAUUUACAAAAUUUGAUUCCCCCAGGGACAUUAAUAAAGGAAUAUACUGUAUAAAUGUUUAUGAUCAUUUUCUUCAGAUUCUUAGUGUUUAAAAUCAACUAUAAGCCAAAGUCUCCUUUCUAUGAAAUUCCUAUUUCUUUGAUUGUCUCUUGUAGCCUGGAUUAGAUGAUUAUGUUUAUUUUAAGGCGUGUAUUCAUCAACAUUCAAAAUGGGGCAUUGAAGCUGAAGAAUUUGCCUAAGUAUGAAGAAGUCUGUUUGUAUUUGGCAGCAGCUGAAAAUUUUAUGAGUGUUAAAUUGGUGAGAAGUGUAGGCAUUUUAUUUUACACAGUGAAGGGAAAUUUGAUGUAACCCAGUUAAAGAUUUCUUUUACAGGAUAAAAAUUGUUGAUGAACACAGGCCUUAGAAUUGCAUUGAAUUUAUUAAGAUUAUCUAAUAGAUUUAGAUUUUAGAACUACUAAUGAUUUAGGAUAAAAUGUCAUUUGAGCAGACUGAUAGAAAUACAUAAAUACCAGUCUACUCAACUGACGAGUUGUCCUGAAAGAUCAGUAGAUUGAAAUUAUUGCAUGUGUAUUAUUGUUUUGAAUGAAUCAUUUAUUGUUACCUACAAAUGUCAGAAGAAGACUUCUACAUAAUAAACAGAUAAAAUCAUUA